Molecule: messenger RNA, 3981 nt
Organism: Brassica napus (rape)
Lineage: Eukaryota; Viridiplantae; Streptophyta; Magnoliopsida; Brassicales; Brassicaceae
Product: MATH domain and coiled-coil domain-containing protein At2g42465-like
Exons: 1
Coding region: 1826-2338 (170 amino acids)
Source: RefSeq, a predicted model, not a curated record
AAUUAUGCAUAUUGAAAGAUGGAGAUAUAUAAACCUGUAUAAAUUUUUUAUAUGAAGUUAACAUAUUUUUGACAAACAAAAAAAAUCUCGCACUUUGAAAAGACGCCUGUGAAAAUCUAGAGCAAUCUAGUAUUACUUGAAGCUCUAGAUUUCAUUUGGAGAUAUGUGAAGUUAUCUCUCUAUACGCAAUACAAAAGAAUGAAAAGAUAGUUAGAAUAGAUCGUAUGAGUAGAGGGAUCGUAACAAAUCUAAAUAGGUAAUUAUCUCAAAUAUAUAUAAAUAUCUUCUAACAAACGGGUUCCAAAAAUUUAUGUAGUUCCCUAUACAGAGAAGACGUUUAAUUAACCGGUGUAGAAGACAAUAAAACGCUGGGAUUUAUUGUUUUCAAGAUUUGUCUCUUCAUUUCUUAAGACUCCGAACCCUUUUCCUUUUGUAUCUCCACUUCCUAUAUAAGCUGCUAUUCUUGCUAUUCUCUCAGUAACCUAACCCUAAAUCUUGUACUCCUCUACUCUCCUUGCCGUGGAUCAAACAUUCAAGAUUAGGUACGUGGAUUUUUCAUCUCUUGCCAGAUUCAUUGAAGAAUCCUAGGAUCUACGUGGUGAUUCGUUUGUGUUUGGGCUCUCACGUUUUUUUUAAUUGUUUCUGUUCCAAUUUUGUUUUCCCCCGCGUUCUUAUUUACUGUAGUUUGCUUUACAGUCAGGCUAGAUCCUCUUUUCUUUUGUUAUUCAAGUUAUUUUUGUUUUUGUAGACAAAUGGAUGACAAAAAGCCUACGAGUUUCACUUUUGAGAUAGAUAACUUAUCAGAGAAGAAAGGUCUUAUAUCAUCACCAAAAUUUUUAAGCGGCAACGACGAAUGGUAAAGGAAACUAUUAUUAUAUGUUUUGGUUCUUAAUUGGUCUACUAUUAUUUAUACGUCGGUGUCUCUGUCUUGACUCUUGAUUGUACGUCAUCUUUUAGUCCCUCAAAGAUUCUCUUGUAGAUCGUAUGUUUCGUUGUUCCUAUUUCUCUAGGGUUCAACUGAUUAAGUUCUGAUUGUGAUUAGUUUCUGGUUAGGUAUUAGUUUCUCUUGUAUUUCAUCUAGUCUCCCUUGUCUUAAGUUAAGCUCGAUGUUAUUAAUAAGUUGUACAGCUAAAAAAAAAAGUUAAUUAAAAUAUAUUUGUUUUUUUUUUUCAGGUUUGUUAACGUUUAUCCCAACGGAUAUCAUAUUGAUGAACGAUUGUCUCUGCACCUCCAGGUUGCAAACCCUGAAUCAUUGCCACUUGGAUGGAAAAAGCAAGCUAGCUAUUCCUUUGCUCUACUGAAUCAAUCAGGCGAAGAGCUAUACAGAACACCUGGUAAUUAACUUAUCAGACCUAAUCUGUAUAUCUCUACAUGCAUAUAUACUUGAUUUUCAUGGGAACUAUCUGUUUCACGUUUUACAGAAUCAUGUAAAUUGUUCCGCCCUCAGUUCACAGGAUGGGGUAGCCCAAAGGCCUUCACUCUUCAAAAGCUUAAAGAUAUGGGUUAUUUGGAGAACAAGCUGAUUUUAAAGGUCGACGUAAAAGUGAUUGAAGCUGUUGAUGAAGGAGCUGUAACUGGAAAUGACAUGUUAGAUGUCCGUGGUUUCAAAGUCCUUUAUUCUCAGGUAUGGUUACCUUUUUUUUUUCUUUUAUAUUCUCAUUUGUAAGAUUGGAUCCUCUACAGUUAGCAAAAAAAAAAAAAGAUUGGAUCCUCUAAACAUGAUUAAAUCUUUCCCCAGUUGCCUUUGGUGAAUAAGCUUUUCAGAAAACACCCGGACAUUGCAGUGAAUUUCAAACUAAAGAAUCAAUCGGUGAAGACAACAUACAUGAAUUUCCUUCUCGGUCUCAUCGAGAAACUGGACAAGCCUUCACCUAGCUUCACCGAAAUUGAGCUAAGCAACGCUCAAAGCGAGUUGAUCGAUCUAACAGAAGCGGGCUUCGAGCUAGACUGGUUGAAGAAAAAGCUUGAUGAGAUUUCUUUGGAGAAGAAAAGAGGACUUACUGAUGGUUCCCCAGUCCAAGAAAUCGAUGAACACAUCAAGAAUCUCAACCUUGAACUCGAAAAGGAGAAGGGAAAAUCGGCUACUUGCGCUGCUGAAGUUUUGUUGUUGGAGCAGACGGUGUCGGAUCUCAGGGUUGAGCUGAGCAAGGAGAAGAAAAAAUCGGCUUCUUCUGCAACUGAAGUUUUGUUGUUGGAGCAGAUGGUCUUGGAUCUUAAAGUUGAGCUGAGUAAGGAGAAGGACAAAUCUGCUACUCCUAACGAUUUGCUUGAGGGUGUUGUCUCUUGGGAAGUAUUGGAUUACGCGGAUAUCUAUACUAAUGAAAAAGGAGAAGAAUAACAAACAAUAAUUUAUUAUCUUUUUUUUCGUACUCAAAUUAAGUAAGCAGUUACAGGUUUAAUAGUAUAUUUAUUGUCGUCUCAAUCUGAAUAGCCGCUGUCGGCUUAGGAGUGCCAUAAGUAAUGAUAUGGUACAGAGUUUCUUGGACAAGAUCGAACCCACUAUAAAGAACUAUCUUCCAUACAAAUGAGUAUGUGCUUGUCGUAGAAGACAAGAUGAAGUGUUGUGGAUAAUAUCAUGCCGAUUAUAUUUUCAUAUCUAACCUAAGAUAGAAUAUAAACAACAUAAUUAAGCAUUAUAACUCCUGAGAGGAUCUCAAAUUGCACUCUAUUUUUUCUUCUAUUGUUUAUUAUAAAAUAGAAUAACUCUACUAUAAAGUAAUUUUUUCUCUAAUGGUUGUUACUCCAUAAUAGAAUAACUCUAUAACAAAGUGGAAUAUAGAAGAAUAUCAUCUUUUUACUCUAUUUUUAAAGUAAAAUUUUGACUUUCCUUUAUAUAUUACUCUAAAAUAGAAUAACUCAAUUAUAGAGUAUCACAAUUGAAACAAAAGUUAUUUUAUUUUAAAAUAAAUUAUAAAAAGAAAAAUGAGCGUCACCGGAAAUAGUCUAAUCACAUUUAGUUAUUUCUUGAUUGGCACUAGAACCGGAAUAUCGACAUAUGGAGUGAAAGUAUAUUAAUUUACUUGGGAAAUAUUUAAAGAAUGAAGGAUCAGAUCGGAUAGUACAAAUGCAUGAUUCUUAAUUCACUAACGAGACCCUGCUCGGGAAGAUGCAUUAAUAUUAAAAAUUAAUAUGUAAAUGUUAACAAUAUUUUGAUUCGCAAUAUGGAAAGUCCAUGAUUUACUUGUUUACCAAGGUUUACUUGCUUUCCAAAUUAUGUUGGGUCAAAAUCGUUCACGACGAAAUCAAUUGGUAAAAUCUUACGAGAAAAUAUGUCUUAACCAAUACGAGCCGAAAAUGUUGAAGAAACUAAGCCAAGACGAUUUGAAUAAGGAUGUAAAAACAAAACUUAAUGUCUUUCAUCCCGUACAAGGAAUGAAAGAAUUUCUAUUCAAACAUGACAAGAUUGGAGAAUCUUGCGGAAGGUUUUUCCGAGAAUGACAAAUUUUACGAAACAAUUUUCCGAAAACAAAAAUUGGAAAAUUUUCACAGAAGAAUCCCAUAAGAAAAUCUCUGAGCUAAUAUUUCGCAAAACAACUUUCAGAAAAUCUUUCCGAAAAACUUACGUAAAACAAAUGAAAUAGUUCCAAAAGUAUACAAAGCAAUCAACGGAGGAAUGAGAAUGGAAGAAAGGAAACACCGCCCUUCAUGCACUCAAUGCCUCCCAAGUCUCUCCCUCCUAAGCCCACUGUCGCCCAACUCUCUCUCUCCUUAGUCAAUGUCGCCCUUCUCCUCCUCUCAUCAAGUCUACCUCUCUCCUUGGUCAAUGUCACCCAACUCCCUUUAUCCUUCACUAAAAGAAAACAUGUGAUUUCCGACUGCGUACGUAGUUGUAACAUAUUACGACCAUUUGGCGACGGUUUUGCAGCUGUUCUACAACCAAGAUCGAUCAGUCGUAAAGUAGUUGCUAGUUGGCGACUAAAACCAUCAGUCGUAGUUCAGACGUGAAAUUAGGACUGGUCCGUGACUAUGCAGUUGUCGGAG